Molecule: messenger RNA, 1529 nt
Organism: Darwinula stevensoni
Lineage: Eukaryota; Metazoa; Arthropoda; Ostracoda; Podocopida; Darwinulidae
Source: the annotation of a GenBank genome assembly
GUAUUGACCAACGAAUUAGAGACAUGCACGUCACUAUGGAGUUGUCCAUAGGAGAUUAUGUACUCUCAGGUGGAGAAUUGGCAGCAGCAGUAGUGGUGGACGCCAUUGGGAGAUUAAUUCCAGGAGUACUCAAUGACGAGACGAGCGCCCUGACCGAUUCAUUCCAAGAUAACCUAUUGGCACCACCUGUUUAUACUAGACCUGCAGAUUUCAAAGGCCAUAAAUCUAGUUACGGUCACAUCAGAGAUCUAGAAAAGGGAAAUAGAGGAAUAGACAUUGCCAAUAAUUUUGAGCCAUCUUACGUCGUAUCACCCGAAAAAACCAAAGUCGUAAGAGAACUUAAAGAGCAUGUCAAAAAAGCAACAGAAGUCUGGCUUGCGACGGACGAGGACCGAGAGGGAGAAGCCAUUUCUUGGCAUUUGUGCAAGGAGCUUGGACUGAAUGAGAAGACAACAAAACGGAUUGUUUUCUCUGAAAUCACCAAACCGGCCAUACAAAGAGCAGUAGCAAACCCACGUACUGUUGAUAUUGACUUAGUCAAUGCUCAGCAAGCUCGUAGAAUUCUCGACAGACUAAUAACAUCUGCGGCCCUCGUUGUCAAAUCAUCCGAAAGUCCUGCACUGAUCCUACCUAACAGUCCCAUAGAGCACGGACACACAAUCAUAGUAUCAUAUCGUGCUGAUCCUGAUGCAAAUGAUAGAUAUUCUAAGGGCAAUAAGCUGAAAGCAGGACCCGUGUGGGAUUUUGAUUGGGCAUGGAAGAAUUUGGGUAUCUGCGAUUUGUAUGAUAAUACUAAUGGUGAAGGAUGGGCGCAUCUCAAUAAUGAUUGUCCGACAGACAAUUAUUCCACAGCUAGAAGUGAAGCUUUUACACAGAUCACAGCAUUGGAUUCUGGUGGUGAUGAUUUUAUCAAUAAACCUAUCAAACCCAAUGUAUUUAAAUCAAGGAUUAGUGCCUUGUUGAGAAGACAUUCUGGUGCAUCUGCUUCUAAUGAAAAAGAAGUCAUUCGAUUUGGUGAUAUGGAAAUCGACAAUGAACAGUUUAAGUAUGUGUUUCGUAAAAUCAAACUGAUCUACAAACUCAUCUACGAUUCUAAAAAGGACAAAACCAUCAAAGACAUCAAUGCAGAAAGUCUCGCUGAUGUCAAUGCCAAAGUGAUGGAAUGGGCAGAAAGCACCAAACAAGAAAUCGCUACCUUAAAAUCAUUAGAAGAAUACCGCAAAAACUAUGUAGGCAAUAUCUCUCAUGAGUUAAAAACACCGAUAUUCUCUAUCCAAGCAUACCUGCAUACCCUCAUAGAAGGUGGACUGUAUGACGAGAAUAUCAAUAAAGACUAUCUACAGCGAGCAGCUGACAAUACUGAACGACUUCAGAAUAUUGUAGAAGAUCUAGACGUCAUCACUAAGCUAGAAUCAGGUCAAGCAGAAUUGGACAUCAAAAAAUUUGACCUUCGAGAAUUGGUCAGAGAUAUCUUCCUAGAUCUCAAGGCCAUAGCUAAGAAAAAACGAAUUACCCUCCAACUAAAAGAA